This is a messenger RNA of Ceratitis capitata (Mediterranean fruit fly), 1105 nucleotides long. It is a transcript of the gene Prx4, whose product is annotated as peroxiredoxin-2. The record is from RefSeq and is a predicted model, not a curated record. The coding region runs from base 296 to 1033 and encodes 245 amino acids. The transcript has 4 exons. Gene Ontology annotation, biological process: cellular response to stress; response to oxidative stress; hydrogen peroxide catabolic process. Gene Ontology annotation, cellular component: endoplasmic reticulum; cytosol. Gene Ontology annotation, molecular function: thioredoxin peroxidase activity. NCBI's taxonomy places the organism in Eukaryota, Metazoa, Arthropoda, Insecta, Diptera, Tephritidae.
GCAACGAAAAAACAUCCCCAUAGCUUUGUUAUUAUUCCUUUCUUUGCUUCCGUCAUCAAUUUUCGAUUAUUGUCUCGUGGCUCUUUCCAAAAUCUCAACAAACACUAACUGAUAAACGCGAUAUCAGCCGGCCUGAAUGUAGUUCUUUAUCAAUUAUACACAAAUACAUAUCGCCAUAUGUAGCCCCACAUGUUUUAAUACGAUUAUAAAUCAGUUAUAAAGUGUUUGCGUGGCCUAAAAGUUUACUCCUAUUAUAAAUUGAUAUUUACAGAUCUAGAUACUCCCACGCACAAUCAUGUUGAAAAAUUAUGCGCUCUUAUUGUGCGUAGGACUCGCUUGCGUUGCUGCCUAUGAUGAAGUCGGUUCUUGUCAUUCAUUUGCUGGCGGUUCUGUCUAUCCUGCUGAAGGACCUCGUGGUGAUCACAAACUACAGACCACUAAGGCAGUCAUAUCUAAACAAGCACCGGCAUUCGAAGGCACGGCAGUGGUUAAGGGCGACUUUGUUAAACUAUCACUUUCCCAAUAUCGUGGAAAAUAUCUUGUUCUUCUUUUUUAUCCACUUGAUUUCACCUUUGUCUGCCCUACUGAAAUUAUAGCCUUUUCGGAUCGUAUAGAAGAGUUUCGAAAGAUUAAUGCUGAAGUUGUUGCUGUAAGCGUAGAUUCACACUUCACACAUUUGGCUUGGAUCAACACGCCACGCAAAGAGGGCGGUCUUGGAUACGUAAAGAUACCAUUACUCUCUGACCUUACGCAUAAAAUUAGCAGAGAUUACGGCGUUUACUUAGAAGAUUUAGGUCAUACUCUACGUGGUCUAUUUAUCAUUGACCACCGUGGCAUAUUGCGUCAAAUCACAAUGAACGAUUUACCUGUGGGUCGUUCCGUAGAUGAAACAAUUCGUUUGGUACAAGCCUUCCAAUACACUGAUACUCAUGGAGAAGUUUGCCCUGCUGGCUGGAAACCUGGCGCCGAGACAAUUGUACCCGAUCCAAAAGAGAAGUCAAAAUAUUUCGAGAAAAUCAAUAAAAUUCCAUAGUAUCAUUGAUAUUUUCCUUGAAGAUAUUCUUAAGCAUUUUAAUAUCUUAUUAAAUUUAAAAACAGAAAACGA